AUGGAAAUAGCUAGGAUUCCUAGGACACGGUGUGAGAGUGAAGGCUCUAAUUCCCGCAAUGAAAGCACCGAGGUGGACCUCAGAAUUGCUACUACUACUGUUAGUGCUUCUACGACUGUUAGUGCUACUACGACUGUUAGUGCCACUACUACUACUACUACUACUAUUACUACAACAACAAUAACUCCUACUACUACUAGUACUACUACCACU
This is a messenger RNA of Gigantopelta aegis, 213 nucleotides long. Its product is annotated as bypass of stop codon protein 1-like. The transcript is spliced from 3 exons. Lineage: Eukaryota; Metazoa; Mollusca; Gastropoda; Neomphalida; Peltospiridae. The annotation marks the transcript as partial. The record is from RefSeq and is a predicted model, not a curated record.